Quercus robur (English oak) is the source of this 1889-nucleotide messenger RNA. Its product is annotated as F-box/LRR-repeat protein At5g63520-like. The record is from RefSeq and is a predicted model, not a curated record. The transcript is spliced from 10 exons. Gene Ontology annotation, molecular function: protein binding. Lineage: Eukaryota; Viridiplantae; Streptophyta; Magnoliopsida; Fagales; Fagaceae. Gene Ontology annotation, biological process: positive regulation of proteasomal ubiquitin-dependent protein catabolic process; protein polyubiquitination. Bases 118 to 1737 code for a protein of 539 amino acids.
CAAUAGGACAAACCAAAAAGAACAACCAUAGUACUCUCUCUGUGUCUUUGUUUGGUACUAGGAGGAGAGAACUGUGAGAGCUGAGGAAAAUAAGAGCGAGUGAGCGAACCGGCCGAAAUGUGUCUUACCGGUACAGACUGUGCCGGCGGAACCGGAGGAGGAGGGAUUUCUAAAAUAAACGAUGACGUUUUGCAGAACAUUCUAGGGAGGUUGCCAGCCUUAACCUUCGCAUCAGCUGCGUGCGUUAGCAAAUCCUGGAAUCAUGUAUGCAGUCGGUUCCUCACGCGCCCUAAGCUCGCGUCGGCUCUCUCUCUCAACCCCUCUCUACAAGAAGCUGUGAAAGAGGUAUUUGAUAAGGUGCUUUCGGAGCCAAUUCGUCCACAAUUUGCAAUCGCAUUCAUUGGCGUGCAAUUCAACUUGAAAGAGACUCACAAACUUAUUACAGAAAAGCUAGGCGGUGAGAUUCCUAUAAUUACUAAUGCUGCCACUGGAAUCAUUGGUGUCGAUGCGAAAACUAAUGUGCUCAGAGAGGUGAAGUGGGAAUUAGGAGAUGAGGAUGGAACUAAUUGUGAGGAAUAUAAUACUGUAAGUAAUUUAAACCGAGGGAUUGUUUUGGUUGUUGGAUUUGUACCUGGGCUCAAACUUGCUGCUGUCCCGCUUAUACGGCCUAAGAAGGGAAAUCAAAUGGCCAUGGUUGACAAGUUUGUGAUUGAUAUUAUGAAUUAUACAGCAUCUGUUUCGGGUUGUACAUCUCCAACUGGCAUCAUAAUGUUUGGAGAUCAAACUAUUGACAUGAAACCCGUUAUUGCAAAGAUGGAUCACGCUAUGCCUGAGGAAACAACCAUCGUGGGUGAUGCAAGUGGUAACUUCUUGUUCAGAAGUGGGGAUAGCUCUCACAGCUACAGUGGGGAUUUGUACUUUUUUGAUGCUGUUGCUCUUGUAUUUGCAAGGGACAAAGCAAAGUCUCAUGGUAUAGGGGAAACUCAGUUCUAUGUUACACUGUCAACUGGUGUAAUUCCAUUUGGUCCUCAACUCACGGCAGUUUCUGUGAGAAUGAAAGAUCAAGGAUGUUCGUGGCUUUCUGCCAGCAUGGAAGGAUAUCAUGAGAUUCUUGGUGGCCAAGAUCUUUUAGACAGUAUUAAUGAAGUGAUGGAUCAAGAUGAAAUCGAUGAGUCUCCUGAUUUGUACAUCGGGGUCACACAACAUAGAGAAUGCUCCAUUGGGUCAGUCCAAUUGAGGUCGGCAACAUCCUUGGCAUUUUAUGAAGUUUUAGGUGGAGAUAAUCAGUACUUUGUUGUUGAUGGUGUUGGUAUCAAACCUGGUGACUCCUUCCUAUUCUACCAUUCUGAUUCUGAAACUGCAUCAUCUUCUUGUGCCAAUGUCUUUGAAGAUCUUGAAGCUUUGAAGACAGGUUCGAAUGACAAAUAUCACCGUGACAUAAUAGGUGUUGCUGAUAAUGGUCUGAAGAAAGAAGUCUUUGGAGGCUUUAUCUUCUCUUGCCAUCUUCGUGGUGAGUCAUACUUCGGACGCCCUAAUGUUGAUAGUGACCCAUUCUCUUUGAACUUUCCGAAUGUACCACUGGCAGGGUUAUUCUGUACUGAGGAAAUCGGGCGUGACUCUCCAGGCUCAAGUGAACAAAGGGAGGGUCAAGAACCGUCUUUUGGCCGAUGUUGCCUGCAUGUUUAUAGCACAGUUUAUUUAGUGAUGUCAUAUGUUCCUCCACCUUCGAAGCUCUGAUCUUGUCCAUGUUAUUCUCCACAAUGGUUGGAAACUUGUGGGAAAAAAAUUACUCUACAUGAGCUCUAAAUGUAUGCGUCUAUGCGGAUUUUGGUUUUGAAAAGUAAUACUCUGAAUUUAUUUUUCAAGUAAAAGCUGCUGAUAUUAGAGUA